This is a messenger RNA of Thelazia callipaeda (thelaziosis nematode), 1212 nucleotides long. Lineage: Eukaryota; Metazoa; Nematoda; Chromadorea; Rhabditida; Thelaziidae. The record is from the annotation of a GenBank genome assembly.
AUGCAGUUAGAUGGAAAAGGUCAAACUACAUUCAGUGAUUCAGGCGUCACUCAAAUGUCACCAGUUUUAGCUUUAGGACCAGGUUUGGAUCGUCCUGUCAUGAUUCAGUUUAACGAUCUGAAGUUAUUUGCUAGUGGUUCAUUCGGUAUCGUGUAUAGUGGAAAAUUAAAAGAGACAGGUGAACAUAUUGCUAUUAAGAGUGUGCACCAAAAUAGACGAUUCAAAAAUCGUGAAUUGAAAAUUAUGAAGAAAUUGAGUCACAAAAAUGUGGUAAAACUCAAGUACUACUUCUAUACGGCAGUGGGUCAGAAAGAUGAAAUCUUUCUUAAUUUGGUUCUCGAAUUUAUGCCAGCGACACUUUAUUGUGUUGGAAAACAUUUUUCGAAGUUGCAGCAGGCAAUUCCCAUUAUUUUUGUUAAGUUGUAUAUGUUCCAACUAUUUUGGGCCCUAGCUUACAUCCAUCGAAUUGGCAUUUGUCACCGAGAUAUCAAACCACAAAAUUUAUUGGUAAAUGCUGAAACAGGAGUGUUGAAACUGUGUGAUUUUGGUUCAGCAAAACAACUAAUUCGAGGUAAACCAAAUAUUUCUUACAUUUGUUCUCGUUAUUAUCGUGCUCCAGAACUUAUUUUCGGAUCUAUCAAUUAUACAUUCAGCAUUGAUAUUUGGUCAGCAGGAACAGUUUUGGCAGAACUUUUACUGGGUCGACCAAUAUUUCUAGGUAAUUCUAGUGUUGAUCAGUUGGUGGAAAUUGCAAAGAUUCUUGGUACUCCAUCGAAAAAAGACAUUCAUGAGAUGAACCCAGAAUAUAAGGAAUAUAAUUUUCAAACAAUAAAAACUAAUUCAUUGACGAGAACUUUUCCUACGGGGACAGAUGAAAAAGCAAUUAAUCUCCUGUCUUUAUUGCUUGUUUAUUCGCCCGAAAGGCGUCUUAGUGCUUUAGACACUUGUGCACACUUAUUUUUUGAUGACUUACGCUGUCCAGAUACAAAAUUACCUAAUGGACGAGCUAUCCCAUCUUGUAUAGAUUUCAUUCGUCGAAAAUUAUAUUGUGAUACAGAUAUUGCAGCAGUAGUUACUGCUGCGGCAAUAGAUUAUAGCAUAGAGGUUUGUUUUCCUAAUAAGAAGAUUUUAGAGGAAGCAUUAUGCUAUGUUUUAAUCUCUUUUUAUUUUAUUACUUGUAAGAAACUAAUGAAUCCAUCUAAUAUUCCAUAA